Pieris brassicae (large cabbage white) is the source of this 1441-nucleotide messenger RNA. It is a transcript of the gene Vps24, whose product is annotated as charged multivesicular body protein 3. Lineage: Eukaryota; Metazoa; Arthropoda; Insecta; Lepidoptera; Pieridae. Gene Ontology annotation, cellular component: multivesicular body; ESCRT III complex. The record is from RefSeq and is a predicted model, not a curated record. Gene Ontology annotation, biological process: late endosome to vacuole transport; protein transport; endosome transport via multivesicular body sorting pathway. The coding region runs from base 134 to 787 and encodes 217 amino acids. The transcript has 7 exons.
ACUGCCCACACCCUCCCGACGUCAGUUGUUGUUGAUUUAUUAUUUGCCAUUUGGUGUUACUUAAAAACAACAAAUCCAUUUUUGUUUACAGAGGAUAUUUUUGUCAUAAAAAUUUUAAGUAUAUAAUUUAACAAUGGGUCUAUUCGGUAAAUCACCAGAACGGAAUCCAAAAGAAAUGGUAAACGAGUGGUCUCAUAAAUUACGAAAAGAGGGAUAUAAUUUAGACAGGCAAAUACGAGCAAUUCAAAGGGAAGAAGAAAAAAUUAAAAGAUCUUUAAAAGAAGCAGCAUCUAAAAGUGAUAAACAAGUUUGCACUAUACUGGCCAAAGAAAUAAUCAGGUCUAGAAAAGCAAUAAGUAAAAUAUACACUAGUAAAGCACAUUUAAAUUCUGUGCAGAUGCAAAUGAAGAAUCAACUUGCAACAUUACGGGUUGCUGGUUCUUUACAAAAAUCAACUGAGGUAAUGCAAGCUAUGCAGGCACUGCUUAGGUUACCAGAGAUUGCCCAAACAAUGCAAGACUUAAGUAAAGAAAUGAUGAAAGCUGGUAUUAUUGAGGAAAUGGUAGAUGAAACUAUGUCUAGCAUGGAAGAUGAAGAAGAAAUGGAGGAAGCAGCACAGAGUGAAGUUGACAAGGUGUUAUGGGAACUGACUCAAGGCAAGCUGGGAGAAGCGCCGGCGCCGCCCACAGCUGUCGGAGCUCCUUCAACAAGUCAAGAAGUCACUGAGGAACCCGAUGAAAGUGAACUAGAUGAGAUGCAAUCUAGAUUACAGGCUUUACGUUCAUAGAUACGAAGAAUACAUUGGAAGAAAAAAUGCCUUAAUAGAUAUUACGUUUGUAUGCAUUAUAUUGGAAAGAUUUUGAGCACUAUUUUAAGUUGUAUGAAGGGGGGCUAGCAACGAUAUUUUAUUAUGUCAUUUAUAACGUAGAUAAUUUAUCUCUUCCCAAUCCUAUAUAAUACCUAGUUUCAGCCCCGUUUUAUGACACAAAAUGUAUUAAAGAUAUGUUGUGCAUUAUUUAUUUUGAACUUUAUAAAUGUUAUAAAACUACUAAGAUCUUUAAUUAACGGAAAUAUUAACAGAAAUCAAAUGUUAAAGAUUUUCCAUUUUUUGCUAUUUGUUUUGAAUUCAAAAAUGUAUGGUAUGAAAGCCAUCUGGAGAAAUAUUACUCCACAUUGUCAAUGGUUGACACAGUGAUACUUGCCAUGGCGUUUAUGGCAUGCGUUUGGCUGCUAUAAUAUAAUUUGUAUUCUUCAUACAAACUUUACGAUAUAUUGGACAUAUUAUUCGCAAAGACAAUUACUUUGUCCAACUUGCUAUAAAGCCCAUAUUUUUGAAUCCACCAUAAAUACUUUAAGCAGAUGCAAUGUAAUAUUAACAGCUUAUUAAAAAACUGCUUAUUUUUAACUUAUAUCACAAAUAAUUGGAUUUUGUGAAUUAUUU